Messenger RNA from Babjeviella inositovora NRRL Y-12698, 1011 nucleotides. RefSeq names its product exosome non-catalytic core subunit. NCBI's taxonomy places the organism in Eukaryota, Fungi, Ascomycota, Pichiomycetes, Serinales. The transcript has a single exon. Gene Ontology annotation, biological process: U1 snRNA 3'-end processing; nuclear polyadenylation-dependent mRNA catabolic process; TRAMP-dependent tRNA surveillance pathway. The record is from RefSeq and is a predicted model, not a curated record. Gene Ontology annotation, cellular component: nuclear exosome (RNase complex); cytoplasmic exosome (RNase complex). Bases 49 to 957 code for a protein of 302 amino acids.
GCGACGUUUGCUUGCCACCUCAACUUACCAUCCACUUAUAUCGCACAAAUGGUGAAGGGUCUUGAAAUUUCCACGAACGAACAGACGUUCCUCCUUGAAGCGUUACAGAAGGGUAUCCGGAUGGACGGCAGAAAGGUGGACGAAUUCCGCAACGUCGAGAUCAGUAUUGGCGACGAGUACGGGUACAUCGAGAUUCGUAUGGGCAAGACGAAGAUCUUGGCGCGGGUUUCGGCCGAAAUCACACAACCAUUUGAGGAUAGACCGUUUGAAGGGGUGUUUCAAAUCUCAACCGAGGUGUCACCAAUGGCGUCUCCGAUGUUUGAGCACAACCGACAGUCGUCUAACGAAGUUUUGAUCUCGCGGUUGAUUGAAAAGGCGAUCAGACGCUCCGGCGCCUUGGAUUUGGAGUCCUUGUGCAUCGUGGCUGGCAGCAAGUGCUGGUUAAUCCGCGCUGACUUGCACUUCUUGGACUAUGACGGUGGGUUUAUCGACGCCAGUUGCAUUGCCGUAAUGGUUGGGUUGUCACAUUUUCGCAAGCCAGACAUUUCCAUCAAUGGUGAUGACAUUGUGGUGCAUUCCAUCGAGGAGAGAGAACCGGUGCCGUUGUCCAUCUUGCACAUGCCCAUCUGUGUGACCUUUUCCUUUUUCAACCCGCACGAUAGCGAGGCAAACAUUAAGGGUGACGCCAAUGAGGAAUUGAGCAUCAUCGACGCGACGUUGAGCGAAGAGUUGUUGAGACAGGGUGAGUUGACAUUGACAUUGAACAAGAACAGAGAGGUGUGCCAGAUCUCCAAGGCCGGGGGCUUGCCAAUGGAUGCAUUGUUGAUCAUGGACUUAGCCAAGAAGGCCUACACCAUCACCGAGCGCUUGACCGACCAGAUCAAGGCUGUUUUGAAGGAGGAUGAGCUCAAGCGCAGUGAGAAGAACAAGUUGUUGAGCGCCUCCAACGCUCGUUAGGCGUAUACCCGUGUAUAUUAUUAUGUAUUAAAAGCAAGAGGAAGAUUUCGAGGA